This is a messenger RNA of Salvelinus fontinalis (brook trout), 3493 nucleotides long. RefSeq names its product SPRY domain-containing SOCS box protein 1-like. Gene Ontology annotation, molecular function: protein binding. Lineage: Eukaryota; Metazoa; Chordata; Actinopteri; Salmoniformes; Salmonidae. Bases 442 to 1257 code for a protein of 271 amino acids. Gene Ontology annotation, biological process: proteasome-mediated ubiquitin-dependent protein catabolic process. The record is from RefSeq and is a predicted model, not a curated record. The transcript is spliced from 3 exons. Gene Ontology annotation, cellular component: SCF ubiquitin ligase complex.
CCACGUGACUGGAUAGUACACGUUAGGGCAGCCAUCGUUUUACCUACUUCAUGUCCAACCCAAAAUGGGAAAGAGGUGGAAGGAUUGGAGAGGAUAGAACGAACAGCUUGGCUAUUGUGUUCAAAAACUCGCUUUUUCCAAUCCUCUCUGUAGGUUUUAUUGGUUAAAAACAAGAAGUUGCCAAGUCAAGGUGGGCUUGAACCAGGACCUGGCCUGAUCUGUUACCUGGCAACCAGUGACGGGGCACCAAUCCUAGCCUCCUGAUUGGCUGUGACAGAAGCAGGCUGUAGAGGUGGAGAGGAGGGGGCAACCGAAAACGAACUGCUUUGCUCCACCCCCCCCCCCACCCCCCCUUUUCCCCUUCUUUGUUUUGAGGGGGGGAAGAGGAGAACUCGGCAGGAGGAGGAGUGCUCUGUGGGCGCACUAACUUCACAGACGAGCAUGGGGCAGAGUGUUCCUGGAGGCAUAAAGACUAUUGACAUGAGGGAUCCGGCGUUCAGGCCUCUGGAGCUGGCAGCUCUGGACCAUAACAAGCCCUCCAGGCUGGACCUGCUGCUGGACAUGCCCCCUGCUGGACAGGCGGUCCAGAUGCAGCACUCGUGGAACAACAACGACCGAUCGCUCAACAUCUUCGUCAAGGACGACAACAGACUGGUGUUCCAUCGGCACCCCGUGGCUCAGAGCACGGAUGCCAUCCGGGCCUGUAUCGGCUACACCCGGGGGCUCCACGUCUGGGAGAUCAGCUGGGCCAUGAGACAGCGGGGAACGCACGCCAUCGUCGGCGUGGCGACAGGAGACGCUCCUCUUCAUUCUGUAGGCUACACCACCCUGGUGGGUAAUAACCACGAGUCCUGGGGCUGGGACCUGGGACGGAAUAAACUCCACCAUGACGGAAAGAACCUGCCUAGUAAGACAUACCCUGCGUUCCUGGAGCCGGAUGAGACGUUUAUAGUCCCCGACUCAUUCUUGGUAGUGUUGGACAUGGACGAGGGGACUCUGAGCUAUAUUGUGGACGGACAGUACUUGGGGGUGGCUUUCAGAGGACUCAAAGGGAGGAAGCUGUACCCUGUCGUCAGUGCUGUGUGGGGGCACUGUGAAAUACGAAUCCGCUACAUCAAUGGACUCGAUCCUGAGCCUCUCCCUCUGAUGGACAUGUGUCGGCGCUCCGUGAGGGUAGCUCUGGGCAGAGAACGACUGAGUGAGAUCCAUGGUCUGCCUCUACCAGCCUCUCUCAAGAAUUACCUGCUCUACCAAUGACCCCUCAGCACAACAUAGAACACAACUUAGAUCUGUGGACUGCUCCGUCUGUUGUCUCAGUACAUACACAGAACAUGCGUCUCUCUCUCCUGACUGCCCCGUCUGUUGUCUCAGUACACACACAAAACAUGUGUCUCUCUUGCCCCGUCUGUUCCCUCAGUACAUACACAGAACAUGCGUCUCUCUCUCCUGACUGCCCCGUCUGUUGUCUCAGUACACACACAAAACAUGUCUCUCUCUCGCCCCGUCUGUUCCCUCAGUACAUACACAAAACAUGUCUCUCUCUCGCCCCGUCUGUUCCCUCAGUACAUACACAAAACAUGUCUCUCUCUCGCCCCGUCUGUUCCCUCAGUACAUACACAAAACAUGUGUCUCUCUUGCCCCGUCUGUUCCCUCAGUACAUACACAAAACAUGUGUCUCUCUCGCCCCGUCUGUUCCCUCAGUACAUACACAAAACAUGUCUCUCUCUCGCCCCGUCUGUUCCCUCAGUACAUACACAAAACAUGUGUCUCUCUUGCUCUUUCUGUCUCUGGGAUUUUCCCCCUCAGGAGGGUAACCCAACCAGUUCAACAACACAUCACUCCAGCCUCUCGGUUCGAGCUCUGACUCAUCCUUCCCAGCCCUCAGGGUUGGUUUGUACCAAUCACACCACAGAGUGACAAGAACAUCAUUGUGUGACGCUUGGAGUGUUCAGGAAGCCGUGGAGACCGUGGUUGGUAAUGGGUCAAGUCAUUUUUUUUUUUUAUCCUGUUUUUUUUUUAGUGGUUUACUUCAAUCAUAUACUGAGAUAACCACGUCGAUGACAGACAUGACAUGCAGAGGACUUUGUGCAUAUCUUUGCUGGUCCUGGGGGCUUUGAGAUGCCUGCCAUAGUGGUACUACAAUAUGUCAGUCUGUGUUGAAGUGCAAUGAGUUUAAUGGUACGUCAGUCUGUUGUGACCUCAACACCUCUUAAUAGUGAUUUUGACUUUGUCUCUCUCCUUUUCCGUUUUGUCUUCUUUAAAUGAACAUUCAAUCAAGUGAUUGCUGUAUGACAUGUCCUGUUGGUAAAUAGUUGUUUUAUUGUGUUGGACUCAAACCCCUUCAUUUUGGUGGAGGGCCGUUGUGUGCUAUAAACAGAUAGGUUUGUUGCAUGCUGAAAGAUAUUUGUAAACAUUUUCCAAGCACAAGGUGGUGCCAUUUCUCAUCUUUACCAGUUGCUCCUCUUUUUAAUGGUCCAUCAGGAAAUAGUACUCGUUUUUAUGUACUUGAGAGAUUUUAUGACAUUUUCCUUGGAAGGUUUGUAGUGCUCACCUUCCCUCCCCAGUAGAUGCUGGUUGAUCUAGACCCAGACUGUGUGUGCCUGGUGAUGACCCAGCACGGACCUCUGUUAGUAAGGUGGUGAUACAACUCCAUUACUCCUGGAAGCACCAGCACUGCAGUUUGUCCCUCAAGGUGACCGUACACCUCCCCCCCCAACCUUUUAAAGGGACAGUUCACCCAAAUUACAAAAUUACAUUUCCCCCCCCCCCCCAUGACAUUGUAAGCUGUCUCUGGACAAGGACGGAGUACAAUCCAAGUUUUGGGUUCGUUUACCUAGAAUCCCAUAGACUGCUUUCAGGGUAAAAAAAAAAAGAAGUCUAAUUUUAUUUGGGUGAAGUGUGCCUUUUAACUCUGCUCUGCUAUCAGGUUUUCUCCCUGCAAUAUUUGAAGCACCUGUUAAAUGUACCGAUGUCCCCAACAGAUUUUUAUUGAAGAGCUUUUAAAAAAAAUAUAUAUAUAAACUGAAUGAUGACAUCGUUGUGAGAAUUUCUAACAUGUACUAGCUGUUUUGUCAUUGGUCACCAAAGGCAAGCCAUUCACUGUACAAUGUCCGUGACCCAUGGUCUUUCUCUCUGCUUUGGACCCAUAGACUGUUUUAUGUAUAUCAAGUACUUGUUUGGGUAUAAGGGAUGGUUAGGCAAUUCUAAAAUGUGUGGGGAUGUCAUUGGAAGGUGUGGGGUCUUUUUAAUUAUUUUUUUAAAAUGAGUUACCUAUUGUUUUGUUUUAGUUGGAAAGCAUAUGUUCAAACGGCAAUCUGUUUCCUGUAUAGUGGACUACUUUUUGUUUUAAAUGGGCAGAUGUAGUUGGCGUUGUGCUGAGCAUUGACUGCGCUGAUCGUUUUGUUUUUUUUCACGUUUUUUUCUUUCUAGUUUGCUCCUUUUUUUGUUUUUCUUUAUGUAGUAACUACCUAAUAAAAGUUUAUUUCUAAUUAUA